CCGCAAUGGCCUCCAUAUAGUAGAAUAAAAAGAGGAGCAUACACCUAUGUCGAUUCAGAAAGAGGCGAGCCUAGUAAGUCAUAAGCGCAGAGAUAUGAAUUUCUUUGCCUUGAUUUUUUGCCUUUACCUUCUCUGGGGCUUGUUCCGAGCUCUGUCUUUCGUUGUAAAGAGAAGCAAAAGGUCUCCCUCCAACCUCCCACCCGGUCCACGCCCUCUUCCGGUCAUCGGCAACCUUCUCGAACUCGGAAACCUUCCCCACAAGUCUCUUGCCAAGCUCGCUGGCACUUACGGACCCAUAAUCAAGCUUCAUCUCGGCUUUGUAACCACGGUUGUGAUCUCUUCCCCGACGCUCGCCAAAGAGAUCCUCCAAACUCAUGAUGCUAUCUUCGCAAACCGCACGACUCCCGACUCCAUCACAGCCCAUGACCACCACCAGCUCGGCUUGCCUUGGAUACCCGUGUCGCCUCUCUUCCGGGACCUUAGGAAAAUAUACAACUCGCACCUUUUAUCCAGCAGGAAACUCGAUUCCAACCAGCAUCUUCGCAGCAAGAAAGUGCAAGAGCUCGUUGCCCACGUUGCGAAAUGUGCACGCAAUGGUGGCAUCCUUGAUGUUGGUGAGGCAGCUUUUAGGACUACCCUUAACUCUCUGUCUAACACGGUUUUCUCUUUGGACAUGACGGACCCUUCAACUUCUGCCAAGGAGUUGAAGGAGGUCAUGUGGCAAAUCAUGGCCGAGGUCGGAAAGCCAAACAUUGCAGAUUACUUUCCCGUGCUCAAGAAGAUUGACCCCCAGAAUGUGAAGCGGCGCACUGAAUUGCACUUCAGUAAGAUGUUUGAUAUCUUCGAUGGGCUGAUCAAGGAAAGGUUGCAGCUGAGGGCGCAGUCUGGUGCCGCCACAUGCGACGAUGUUUUGGAUGCUCUUCUUGAUGUUGUGGAAGAUAAGAGCGAGGACCUGGACAUUUCUAUAGUCAAGCAUCUGUUUCUGGACUUCUUUGUUGCUGGUAGCGAAACCACUUCGAGUACUCUAGAGUGGGCGAUGGGGGAACUACUUCGCAACCCGGAGAAGCUAUCACGAGCGCAAACCGAGCUCCAUCUCCUCAUCGGAAAAGGCAAACAGAUUGAAGAAGCCGAUAUAUCUCGUUUACCCUAUUUACAAGCAACUGUAAAAGAAACUCUUCGACUGCACCCGCCGAUUCCACUUCUUCUCCCUCGCAAAGCCGAAGCCGACACACUAGUAGGGGGUUUCACUAUUCCAAAGGGUGCGCAAGUGCUUAUUAAUGCGUGGGCUAUAGGAAGAGAUCCUGCCAUUUGGGCCUGUCCAAAUGAGUUCAUGCCAGAGAGAUUUCUAGGAUCUAACAUAGAUCUCAGGGGACAAGACUUCGAGCUCAUACCAUUUGGUGGCGGCAGGCGGAUUUGUCCGGGAUUGCUACUGGCCACGAGAAUGUUACAUCUGAUGCUGGGUUCGCUCAUUAACGCAUUCAAUUGGAGGCUCGAAGAUGGUGUCACACCUGAGAAUAUGAACAUGGAAGACAAGUUUGGGAUAACUGUGCAACGGGCUCAACCUGUAAAAGCAGUGGCCGUACCAGCAUAACUCACGUAAAUAUUUUAUGUCAUAACACGUAUUACGUCGCCAUUACCAAAAAAAAAAAAAUUACGAGACCACUCAUCUCGACAUAUUCCCUUUAUGAGAUUGUUUCUUUGUAUGAAAUCAUUAAUCAUUUGAUGAAAUGAACCUAUACGGCAUUCCUGGUU
Messenger RNA from Rhodamnia argentea, 1752 nucleotides. RefSeq names its product geraniol 8-hydroxylase-like. The transcript is spliced from 2 exons. Gene Ontology annotation, molecular function: monooxygenase activity; iron ion binding; oxidoreductase activity, acting on paired donors, with incorporation or reduction of molecular oxygen. The coding region runs from base 47 to 1591 and encodes 514 amino acids. The record is from RefSeq and is a predicted model, not a curated record. NCBI's taxonomy places the organism in Eukaryota, Viridiplantae, Streptophyta, Magnoliopsida, Myrtales, Myrtaceae.